Messenger RNA from Fusarium graminearum PH-1, 1367 nucleotides. RefSeq lists its product as uncharacterized. The record is from RefSeq and is a predicted model, not a curated record. Gene Ontology annotation, cellular component: membrane. NCBI's taxonomy places the organism in Eukaryota, Fungi, Ascomycota, Sordariomycetes, Hypocreales, Nectriaceae. The transcript is spliced from 5 exons. Bases 513 to 1157 code for a protein of 214 amino acids. Gene Ontology annotation, biological process: vesicle-mediated transport.
CUCUUUCUCGCGCGAAAUACUCCGCUUGUUUCGUCGCAUACUUGUCGUUGCUCUUAUCGGCUAACUUGCUGGCCGCCUUGCUCAUACCUCUUACCGCUAUUUUCAAGCGGCACGCGCGGCUGCCAGGUUGCAAUCAGUUGUGACUGCGACUGGGCCUGCACCCCCUUAGGUUGGCUCCAAGCCCCCAACGACUCGUAGCCCUCCGUUUCUGCAUCGCCGUUUUGCGCAAGCCAGCGUCGUCAGCACCCAGUUCACGUUCUGUAAGUAGCAGAUAGCGGCCUUCCAAGGAAGCGGAUGUGACUCUACCAAGUUCUACACUUAGUUCGAUACGAAACCCCCAUUGUCGGCUGCCCUACGACCCUCCCACCCUUAUCGUUACCACGAGCUCGAGCCCGAAUCUGAAUCUCAGCCCGAACCUGACCCUGCGCCGCACGAUCGACGUAUCCGCUCCGUCCCUGUCCUGUCGUCGUCCAACCCGUCCCUCACGUUCCCGUCCCUCUGGAUCUACCGCCAUGGCUUCUUCUUCCUUCCGAGACUCUAUAAACUCCCUUGGCUGGAGUCGUCGUGAUGAGCCUGUCAAUACUUCGCAGCAAAGCGGCCUGCUCUCUUCCAUACAGAGUUUAAACCCCUUUCAAGGUGGAAGUGGUUAUGUUCGCCUUCCCACCACCGAGAGUGCCGGCGCACCUCUGCCUGCGCCCACCCGGCGUGAAGAGGAGGAGGGCUGGUUUGUUCUUAGCCGAUGGGAUCGAUUGUUGAUCUUUGGAGCUUGCAACCUGGCUGCUGUGGCAUGUUUCGUCAUCUGCUUCACUCUGUUCCCUGUCCUCUCUUUGAAGCCACGCAAAUUUGUCAUCUUAUGGUCCGUGGGAUCUCUCAUGUUUCUGGCGUCGUUUGCCGCUGUUAUGGGUCCUAUGAACUACGUCUAUCAUCUUUUUUCGACCCCUCGACUACCGUUCACCGCGGCAUACUUUGGUUCCAUCACAUUGACGCUUGUGUUUGCUUUGAAACUUCACAGCACAAUUCUCACCGUGUUUUCUGCCCUCGUCCAACUCGCAUGCUUGGUCUGGUACUUGAUCAGUUACUUCCCUAUGGGAUCUACUGGUUUACGUUUUGCCACCUCUUUUGGAGCGAGACAGGCAACAGCCUGGAUGACUGGGUAGAAAGUAUCUUUGCCUGUAGAGAGCGAGUGCUCUUGAGGUUUACAUUUCUUUUGAACUCACUUGUUCUCGUAAUGCUGUCCUUUUCCCUGUAUGACCGUUGCGCAUCUUGUGUAAUACUAGCAAAGAAUGGGUAAAAGUAGAUUGCUUUUUGCAAGGAAACUUGUUGUAUUUGAAUAACGGAAAGUAUAAUGUACACUAUCAAUCACUCUU